This is a messenger RNA of Neocloeon triangulifer, 814 nucleotides long. RefSeq names its product larval cuticle protein A3A-like. Gene Ontology annotation, cellular component: extracellular matrix. The coding region runs from base 96 to 677 and encodes 193 amino acids. The record is from RefSeq and is a predicted model, not a curated record. Lineage: Eukaryota; Metazoa; Arthropoda; Insecta; Ephemeroptera; Baetidae. The transcript is spliced from 3 exons.
UCACGUUGCUGAACUCAAACGCAGCAAAAUCUUGGUAUAAAUACUGAGGCGUUCGCCACCAAAGAUCACACUUGAACACCUCAAGCAACACAAACAUGUUCAGCAAGAUCCUCGCCAUUGCCGCCUUCGUGGCCGCCGCCUCCGCCGGAGUCGUGCCCGCCGUCAGCACCUACGCUGCUGCCCCCGCCUACGGCUACGCCGCCCCCAUUGCCCGCGCCGCUUAUGCCGCCCCCGCCUACGGCUACGCUGCCCCCAUCGCUCGUGCCUAUGCCGCCCCCGCCCUCGCUCGCGCCGCUUAUGCCGCCCCCGCCUACGGCUACGCCGCCGCCCCUGCCAUCGCCAAGACCGUUGAGUUCGACGCCCACCCCCAGUACAGCUACGCUUACUCCGUGUCCGACGCCCUGACCGGAGACAACAAGGAACAGCAGGAGACCCGUGACGGCGAUGUUGUCCGUGGAUCUUACUCUCUGAUCGAGUCCGACGGAACCCGUCGUACCGUCGAGUACACCGCCGAUGAUGUCAACGGAUUCAACGCCGUCGUCCACAAGGAGGCCGCCGUCCAGAAGGCUGUUGUCGCCGCCCCCGCCUACGCUAAGGUCGCCGCUCCCCUGGCUUAUGCCGCCCCCUCCGCCUACGGUUAUGGUGCCCCCGCCUACGGCCGUGCCAUCCUUGGUUAAGUCAGCCAGAAUUGUUGUAAAUUAUUAAUAUAUUUAUCAAUUUGAAACGAAAUGUCUCGUUUUCGUGGGAAACCACGCUGCAUAAGACUUGAAUAAAAUGUACAUUUCAUUUUGUACUUCAUACCAAUAAUUAUAAA